AGACGGAAAUUAAUUGAUGAAACCUCAGUAGAAGAGGAAGGGCGAAAUUUUUUCCAUCGCGCUCCCUCCUGCCUUUUGCUGCUUCUGCUGGUUCCUGUGGUGGUGUUAGCAGAAAUAGCAGCAAGAGGGCUUCGAUUGUGUGAUUUUUUAAAAGAAGGGAAGAUGGAGUUGGGAGAGCUGUGGGCGAUCUUUGGUCCUGGCUUCGCCGGUGCCGUAUUCGGUGCCGGCUGGUGGUUCUGGGUCGAUGCCGUUGUCUGCAGUUCCGUCAAGGUCUCCUUCGUUCAUUACCUCCCUGGGAUUUUCGCAUCGCUGGCUGCUCUGAUGUUCAAUAGCGUCAGAAAAGAAGACAUUGAUUACUCUCCCUACGAAGAAGGAGAGUGGAGAUUGAAGCUUUGGCUUUUCUUUGCUUAUGUUGUAUCAUUUGUAUCUCUAGCGGCAUCCGUGGGCUUAUUGGUACAAGAUUCACUUGUGAAAUCUGGUCCCUCUGUGUGGACAGGCGUUGCAGGUGUCUUGCAAUGUGUGUUUGUAUUGAUCAGGUACAUGUUUACUUGCUGUUUAAUUGCCUUCACAUCAACAUGAUCUCCUGGAGUUAUUUCAGUAAAUGAUCCUAAUAGUAUUACUGUACAUAUACUUAUUUCUUAAUUAUAAUAUCAUUAUGAAUUUUUUGGAGAAGAAUUUGCUGAGUUGGGUUGCAAUGUUAAACAAGGAGCGCAAAGUGAACAUAUAAAAGUUGCUGGUAGGUGUUGGAUCUCCUUUUUAUGAUCCUAAUAGUAUAACUGGACAUAUACUUAAUCGUAUGUUUGGUUAUCAAAGGGUUAUUGUGUGCUUGUCAUUUUCCUAUCUGUCGAAUGGAACGAUGAAUUAGUUUAAAAAGAAUUUUUCAAUUAAAAAAUAUAGGUAGGUUCUUUAUAUAUGUAUGAAAUUGAAACUUCCAUGUAAAUAUUACGUCGUAUUUAGAUUUUAAAAGUUAAAACUACUAUGCUUAUGAUUGCUUGACCAAUACAGUUUUUGCAUUGGUCUACCCAUGAAGUGGCUUCAUGUCUGCACAGUAUGAAUUGACGAGGAUGUUUGCAUUGUGUAUGUUUCCUGUGUCCCUAUUUACUAUUCCCCUCAAAUAUUAAAUUUUGCAUAAUGUAUGGAACCUUUUAUUUAAUUUUUAACUUUCCCCUUCAAGAAAGAGUUAUGAGGUUAACAGUAAACACGGAGUAAUAUAGGGAAGAAUGAUUAUUCUCUUAAAAGAUUGAGUUAUUGACUUAAAAGGAUUUAAGGACUUCUUGUGGGCAUCAAAGUUCAGGAAAUCAAAAGCAUUUGCAAUAAAAUCCGAAAUCUACAAUUAUCUAAUAUUCAUCAGAGAGCUGAGCAAUGUUUAAAAUGGCCAAAUUGUUAAGACAUUGGUGAACCUUUCCAGUUUUUACCUGGGUUGUACAAUGGCGGCUUAUAACUGUCGCUUGACACAUUUAAAUAACACAAAUUUAGUGCUUAGGUUGGCCCCACCCUUCUUUAUACAAAUGUAAAAUUUCAAGACAAUAAGAGCUCGCCAUGUGGCAAAUAGAAAGCCUUGAACAAUGGUUGAGACUUGAAGAAAUGAUCAAGACAGCUAACUGUUGAAAACACGGGGAAAUAUCCCAUAAAAGUUGGACCACAAUUUUUGGCAUGUUGCAGAUGGGCAGCGUAUCUUUCCAAUGGUUCAAAUUGGAUAAAAAGCACGUCAUCCAUACAUAUGCCCCUUAGGCAUCUCUUAAUCAGCACAAUGGCCAUUCUGCUCCACUUUUGCCAUAAAAUUUAGUACUUCUACAUUUGUUUUCACUGAAAUAAUUAAAUGUAUUAACAUAGUAUGAGAGUGUUAUUAGCAUCCAGCAGGACAAUUGACUGUAACUAUGCCUAUUGAGGAAGGGGGCACUUGACAUCGGCAAUGUAGAAAUAAGGAACUUGUGUUUGCUAGCCAAGUUGUAUUGGAGGUUCCUUGAUGAAUGGGAAAUCCUGACAUGAGGUCAUUGCUUCCAUUUAUGGGAUCUUACAUAAUGGUUGGAACACUGAUGAAGCAGAAAGAGUGACUUGAGGGCUUGAUGUAGGGGGGUUCCUAGAUGACUAGGUCUCCUACAAGAUUAACUAACUAGAUAGGUGAACUCAAGGGGCAUAGGUAAAUAAGACCAAAGAAUUUCAGCAAACACGAUUAAGCAUGCAAGAUAAAGCGAGACUAAUAAACAAAGUAGCCAAAAGCAAUAUUAAUCUAGACAGAAAAAGACAUAAAUUCUUACUCAAGUUUCAAGUGGGGACAUGGGGAAGGGAACAAACGACAUAUGAAUAUUAGGUUCAACACAAAUCCAUCUAGACACCCAACUUAGAUAUGCAACAAUCGAUAAAAUAGGCAUAAACAAAGGGCAAAUGCAGACUUCAACAUUAAUGGGUUGCAAUAUAUAUAAUAGGGAUUAAGGGAGGUGGGGAGGAUUUAGUUUAGUACUUUACCAUACUGCUAUUCAGAUCUGAGGAGAGAAGAAGAAAUCCAGAUUCUCCAAAAUAAAGAGGUUUUAGUCCACUUUUGUUGAAGAAGAUAUACCCAACCAAUUGUAGAGAGAGUAGCAGCAGUGAUGUAAAGGCAGCAGUGUGCAGCGGCAGCAGUAUUGUAACGGCCGUAGUACGUAGCAGCAGCAGUGAGGUAGAGGCAGCAGUUGCAGCAGAGCAGUUUUAUACCGGCAGAAUUAUGUUGCAGCAGCAGUGGGGUAAGGCAGCAGGUGCAGCAGAGCAGUUUUGUACCGGCAGAAAUAUGUUGCAGCAACAGUGGGGUAAGGCAGCAGGUGCAGCAGUAAUAACGCAGCAGCAGGUGCAGCAGUAAUAACGCAGCAGAAG
This is a messenger RNA of Macadamia integrifolia, 2847 nucleotides long. RefSeq names its product transmembrane protein 50 homolog. The coding region runs from base 163 to 579 and encodes 138 amino acids. The record is from RefSeq and is a predicted model, not a curated record. NCBI's taxonomy places the organism in Eukaryota, Viridiplantae, Streptophyta, Magnoliopsida, Proteales, Proteaceae. The transcript is spliced from 4 exons. Gene Ontology annotation, biological process: late endosome to vacuole transport via multivesicular body sorting pathway; protein targeting to vacuole.